GAUGUUGAUUUGAGCGUGAAAACGCGUCGUAAUCGAAUCAGAAACGUCAAGGGAUUUUCCUUGGGUAAGGUCGAUACAGCCCUGGCAACAUUUUAAAAAGUAAGAGGUCACGUGACGUUUAAAAAGUGAAGGGGCCAUGCCGCCAUUCUGGAUUCUGAGCUUGGACGAGUUGGACGUGACACGGGAAACAGUGUGCUGUAUCGAACUUGCCGCGUUUCUAAAAGUAAUCCGUCUGCAUCAUCGCGAUCUUGCAUUGUUACAUUAAGUGUUGAUUGUAAACUGAAUAAUCAAGAUACGAACUACACGAAGAGCCUAUUAUUUCCGCCCGCACGAUGAAUCCACCGCCAGACGAGAUGCCCGGCGGACCCCCCUCCCCGUUAUCAGAUGUGGGAUCAGAAGACGCCACCCCACGUGCUUCACACCACCACACGAACGACGAAAAAUGGUAGCAGCUUCUAGAAGAACAGAAUCGAAAUUUCCUGACGCUUGUUCGAGCUAUGAAGACACCGUGGUCGUCGACCGAGCUGAGGUUACCCGAUUUCAAUCCCAGUAAAUCCGAUGUCGACGCACGUUCUUGGAUGUCGACUGCGGACCUGUGCGUUAACGACGAGAAUCUGCAAGGCGCACGGCUUAUGGUUGCCUUGAGUCGUGCUCUGAAAGCGAAGACUGCGGUCACUGGCUUCCUCUGCCAGGGCCAGGGACACUACGCAUCCAGCAUCCGCAUGCCCAAAGCGUCGCAGACAGGACCAGGAUGCUGCCAGUGGAGGAGCGAGUGGAUCCGGUGCAGCCAAGGAGAAGAGGGUCAAUCUAUGCGUAGUGAGCGCGCCUGCUGGGAUGUUGCAUUAAUCUGGUGAGCUGUUUUCGUUUAAACUAUGACUGUAGUUUCAAAGUUUAGAGGCUAGAUGUUUCAUUACGUGGAUGAGGUUAGUGUGACCGGUACUGUGGAAUUAUUUUCGAGGUUCGAGUCCUGGAACUGUUAAUGUGUCGGGUUGCCAGACCUGUUGACU
Molecule: messenger RNA, 1007 nt
Organism: Plutella xylostella (diamondback moth)
Lineage: Eukaryota; Metazoa; Arthropoda; Insecta; Lepidoptera; Plutellidae
Source: RefSeq, a predicted model, not a curated record